UAAAUACGAAAUCAAUCACCCCACAAAAUUCACAUAUCCAUCAAGUUAAAAUCAGCCAUAAAUAAACAAACAUGGCAAAGCUUGCCUCAAUUGGUGUGUUCCUAACACUCUCUUGCUUGCUAGCGUCCACAUUCAGUGUGGAUGCUAGAAAGCAAGGCCUUGUCGUGGAGGAACUCACAGAAUUCCCCCACAGCUUUGGAAAACAAAGUAUCGUGAAUUUCCGCGUCUUUGUCCAGGAUCUCGGCGUGAACCACCCCAACACCACUACGUACGACGUGGCACAAGCCUCCAUCUCCAACACCUCGAAGACGGGCUUCGGCAAAGUCCGCGUCAUCGACGACCUCGUCACGGCCGGGCCGGAGGGCGACUCGGAAGCGCUCGGGCGCCUUCAGGGGCUACUUACGAGAGCCGACCUAAACACACUCGCCAUCGCGGUGAACCUCAACUUCUACUUCUCGGCGGGGCCCUACGCGGGCAGCACGCUCAGCAUUCUCGGGCGGAACGAGAUCGGCCUGGCUGAGCGGGAGCUCGUGGUUGCCGGCGGCACCGGAGUUUUCCGAUUUGCACGUGGAUACGCAAUUCAAAAGACAAAUUCAACCGGAACAAACAUAUCGGUGUUGGAUUACAACAUCUACACCACCUAUAGUGGAACACUCAGUGAAAUGUGAUGAGGGAAUUGUGAAUUUCCACUCAGAUUGUGUUUUAAAUUCGUCUUUUGCAUAUGUCGCUUAUAAAAUCCUUUAGUUUUUUACUUUA
Messenger RNA from Salvia splendens (bonfire salvia), 756 nucleotides. RefSeq names its product dirigent protein 11. Lineage: Eukaryota; Viridiplantae; Streptophyta; Magnoliopsida; Lamiales; Lamiaceae. The transcript has a single exon. The coding region runs from base 72 to 668 and encodes 198 amino acids. The record is from RefSeq and is a predicted model, not a curated record.